GAGACUAUCACCUCAAAUAAGAAUCAUGUCUGGACGUGGCAAAACCGGCGGCAAGGCUAGAGCCAAGGCCAAGACCAGGUCUUCCCGUGCCGGACUGCAGUUCCCAGUGGGUCGCGUCCACCGUCUGCUCCGCAAAGGCAACUACGGCGAGCGUAUCGGCGCCGGUGCUCCUGUCUACCUGGCAGCAGUGCUGGAGUAUCUGACCGCUGAGAUCUUGGAGUUGGCGGGAAACGCAGCCCGUGACAACAAGAAGACCAGAAUCAUCCCCCGUCAUCUUCAGCUGGCUGUCCGCAACGACGAGGAGCUCAACAAACUCCUCGGAGGUGUGACCAUUGCCCAGGGCGGUGUGUUGCCUAACAUCCAGGCUGUCCUGCUGCCUAAGAAGACCGAGAAGGCCUCCAAGAAGUAGACUAUAUCACCUCCUAAUACCCACAAAGGCUCUUUUAAGAGCCACACAC
Messenger RNA from Nerophis lumbriciformis (worm pipefish), 458 nucleotides. NCBI's taxonomy places the organism in Eukaryota, Metazoa, Chordata, Actinopteri, Syngnathiformes, Syngnathidae. The record is from RefSeq and is a predicted model, not a curated record.